This is a messenger RNA of Cordyceps fumosorosea ARSEF 2679, 1305 nucleotides long. Its product is annotated as eukaryotic translation initiation factor 3 subunit M. The transcript is spliced from 2 exons. Bases 1 to 1305 code for a protein of 434 amino acids. Lineage: Eukaryota; Fungi; Ascomycota; Sordariomycetes; Hypocreales; Cordycipitaceae. Gene Ontology annotation, cellular component: cytoplasm; eukaryotic translation initiation factor 3 complex. Gene Ontology annotation, biological process: cytoplasmic translational initiation. The record is from RefSeq and is a predicted model, not a curated record. Gene Ontology annotation, molecular function: translation initiation factor activity.
AUGCCUGCUGCCAAGAGCGACGCGCAGCCUCAGCUGCUCUUCGUCGACGGCUCCUUCGAGGAGCUGGCCCGGGAGAUGGCCGACUACCUCAAGGCCGAGGACGCGAAGCAGCUGCUGAGCGGCGACAAGGCGCCCUCCAAGGAGGACGUCCUCGCCAAGCUAGUCGCGGCCUCGAGCGCUCUCAACACGGUCCCCGAGAAGGAGUACACGGCGGCGUCGAACCUCAUGAUCCACCUGGUGCUGCAGUCGGCCGAUCCGAAAAAGUACCUGCCCGCGCUCUGCGCCAACUUUGCCAAGCCCAUGGGCAACUCGCCCGUCCACGGCGCCGGCCUCUCGCUCAACGCCCUCUCCACCGUCUUCAACCUGCUCGAGCCGGCCGACCCCAUCCGCGCGCGCGUCUUCAUGGAGAUCCUCAAGUUUCUCAAGGCCCAGGGCAUGUUCGACAGCCUGCGGACGUACCUCGAGCGCCUGCCCGCGUGGCUGGAGUCCUGGGGUGCCGGCGAGGAGAUUGAGCGCAAGAUUUACGAGGAGGUGGCCGACGUGGCCGCCGAGGCUGGCGAAGAGAGUGAAAGCUACGAGUUCCUGCUCAAGGCCCUCCGCACCUUUGACGCCGACGACAAGGAGGAGCUCACCUCGGACGACGCCCAGCGCCUGUCCCUCCGCGCCGUCAAGAUUGCGCUCCUCUCCAACACCUACUUCCUCUUCCAGGACCUUCGCGCCAUCCCCUCGAUACAGGCGCUCGCCGACACGCACCCCGUCUACGCGCAGCUCCUCGACAUCUUCGCCGAGCAGGACCUCGAGGACUACAACGACUUCAACGACGAGCACGCUGGCUGGGUCGCGCAGCAGAAACUCGACGGUGACCGCCUGCACCGCAAGAUGCGCCUGCUGACCUUUGCCAGCCUCGCGGCCGCCACGCCCUCGCGCGAGAUCGCCUACGACAAGAUCUGCCGCGCCCUCCAGAUCCCCACCGAUGAGGUCGAGCGCUGGACCAUCGAUGUCGUCCGCGCCGGCCUCGUCGAGGGCAAGCUCUCGCAGCAGCGCCGCAUGUUCCUCGUCCACAAGGUCACCUACCGCGUCUUCGGCCAGAAGCAGUACCAGGAGCUCGCCACCCGCGUCGACCACUGGCGCGCCACCCUCGGCAACGUCCUCACCGUCCUCCUGCAGGAGCAGGCCGCCGCCAAGGCCACCCGCGAGCGCGAGGCCCUGGAGCUGGAGCGCAAGCUGGCCGGCGCCGGCGCCGGCGGCAACCAGGGCGGCGAGCGUCGCCGACAGCAGCGCGAACGUACUGACAACGACGACUAA